Molecule: messenger RNA, 3450 nt
Organism: Rhododendron vialii
Lineage: Eukaryota; Viridiplantae; Streptophyta; Magnoliopsida; Ericales; Ericaceae
Product: receptor-like protein kinase 7
Exons: 3
Coding region: 119-3070 (983 amino acids)
Biological process (GO): protein phosphorylation
Cellular component (GO): plasma membrane
Molecular function (GO): ATP binding; protein kinase activity; protein binding
Source: RefSeq, a predicted model, not a curated record
CUGAAGAAGCGGCAACCCAACUACAACUAGAGAGUCAAAUUGGGCGGCUUUUUCAUUUUCCGUCUUCCUUAUCAAGCCUCCUCCUUCCACCCUCUCUCUCUCUACUCUCUCUCCAACCAUGUCGCGGGCGACCAACUCCGUCACCCCCUUCCACUUUAUCCUCCUCCUCCCUCUCCUCUCCCUCGCCGCCUCCGCCUCCGACGACGACCUCCAAACCCUCCUCGCAAUCAAAACUGCCCUCCAAAACCCCGCCACCAACGCAUUAUUCACCUCAUGGACACCCACCAAUCCCAUAUCCAGCUUCACCGGAAUAACAUGCGACCCGGAAGGCUCGGUCGUAUCCAUCGAGUUACCGAACCGGCAGCUCACCGGUACCGUCCCGUUCGACUCGAUUUGCCGGUUGAAAUCACUCGAGAAGCUCUCGCUGGGGGCGAAUUCCCUCAGCGGCGUCGUGUCCGAUGAGCUGGGGAAGUGCGUGAAUUUGGAGUACUUGGAUUUGGGAAACAAUUUCUUCUCCGGCUCUGUCCCCGAUCUGUCUCCCCUGUCUCGGUUGAGAUAUCUGUACUUGAAUAGCAGUGGGUUUUCUGGUAAAUUCCCUUGGGAUUCGGUAUGGAACAUGAAGAGUCUUGUCGUUUUGAGCGUCGGAGAUAACCCGUUCGAUGCGGGCCCCUUUCCGGAAAGGGUGGGUGAACUAUCCCAACUGACCUGGCUCUACCUAUCCAACAGUAACAUCCACGGUGCAAUUCCUAAAGGAAUUGGGAAUUUAAGGGAGCUGGUAAAUCUAGAAGUAUCCGACUGUUUCCUCUCCGGCGAGAUUCCGGCGGAGAUUUCAAAUCUGAAAAAGCUAUGGCAGUUGGAAAUGUACAACAACAGCUUGGUUGGGAAAUUCCCACCUGGGUUUGGAAAUUUAACGAGCUUGGAAAACUUUGACGCGUCCAUGAAUAACCUCCGCGGCGACUUAUCGGAGCUCCGGUCGUUGACCAAUCUGGUGACCCUACAGCUUUUCGAAAACAAGUUUUCCGGCGAAGUUCCGGCGGAAUUUGGGGAAUUCAAAAAGCUGGUGAAUUUAUCUCUUUAUACUAAUGAAUUGACUGGCGUACUUCCAUUGAAACUUGGGUCGUGGGCCGAAUUCGAUUUCAUAGACGUGUCGGACAAUUUUUUAACGGGUCCAAUUCCACCGGAGAUGUGCAAUAGGGGUACAAUGAAGGAGCUUUUGAUGCUCCAGAACAGGUUUACCGGUGGAAUACCGGCGAGUUACGGGGAUUGCAGGUCGUUAACCCGGUUUCGUGUGAGCAACAAUUCUCUAUCCGGCGUCGUUCCAAGGCGGGUUUGGGGAUUGCCCAAUGUGGGUUUGAUUGAUAUUGCUUUCAAUCAGUUGGAAGGUCCAAUUACAUCUGAUAUUGAAAAUGCAAAAUCUUUGGCCCAACUAUAUGUUUCUAGUAACAAAUUGUCAGGCGAGUUACCGCCGGAGAUUGCAAGAGCUACCGGAUUAAUCGAGAUUGAUUUGAGUAACAAUGGAUUUUCCGGUAAUAUCCCGGCGACAAUUGGAAAUCUCAAACAGCUCAACAGUCUUCAAUUACAGAACAACAAAUUUUCCGGCCAAAUUCCGGAGACUAUAUCCUCUUGUAUUGCAGUCAAUCUUGUAAACAUGGCCCAUAAUUCUUUAUCCGGCGAAAUUCCGGCGACAAUUGGAUCAUUACCGGCUCUGACCUCCUUAAACUUGUCGGAAAACCAGUUCACCGGUCAGAUUCCGGCGACUUUGGCGUCUCUGAAGCUAAGCCUAUUUGAUGUAUCCUAUAACAAGUUAUCCGGACCCAUUCCGGAUUUGCUUUCGAUCGAGGCUUCUAACGGCAGCUUUGCCGGAAACAAUGGUCUCUGCAGUCAGAACAUCAAGUUUUUUCGGCGGUGUUCGCCGGAUUCCGGUGGUUCCAAGGACCUCCGGUUGCUGUUUCUUGUCAUAGCAGUGGGAGUAGCUGUUUUGUUUUCCUCUGUUUCAUUUAUCACCUUUUACCUAAGGAGAAGCCAAAAAGAGCAAGAGAAAUCAUUGAGAGAAGAUUCAUGGGAUUUGAAGUCUUUCCAUUUGUUGAGCUUUUCUGAGGAUGAGAUUCUUGAUUCAAUCAAGAAAGAGAAUCUGAUUGGAAAAGGUGGGUCCGGCGAUGUGUACAAAGUUGUAUUGGGUAGUGGCAAAGAAUUGGCCGUGAAACACAUUUGGAACUCAGAUUCCGGCGGCCGGAGAAACACCCGGAGUACGACUCCGAUGAUACCGAAGGGCGCUAAGAAGUCAUCGGAAUUUGACGCGGAGGUUCGGACGUUGAGCUCGAUUAGGCAUGUGAACGUGGUGAAAUUAUACUGCAGUAUAACGGGCGAGGACUCGAGUUUGCUUGUGUACGAGUAUUUGCCUAACGGGAGUUUGUGGGAUCGGUUGCAUAGUUGUGGGAAGAUGGGGUUGGAUUGGGAGGUUCGAUAUGAGAUAGCUGUUGGUGCGGCAAAGGGAUUGGAGUACUUGCAUCAUGGUUGUGAGAAGCCGGUGAUUCAUCGCGACGUUAAGUCCAGUAACAUUUUGUUGGAUGAGAGUUUGAAGCCUCGGAUUGCGGAUUUUGGGUUGGCAAAGAUUGUUCAGGCCAAUGCUAGCAAGGACUCAACCCAUGUGAUUGCCGGAACGCAUGGCUAUAUAGCUCCCGAGUACGGUUAUACCUACAAGGUGACGGAAAAGAGCGAUGUGUACAGUUUUGGAGUGGUUCUGAUGGAGCUCAUAACCGGAAAAAAGCCGAUUGAGCCAGAGUACGGAGAGAACAAGGACAUAGUGUACUGGGUAUCUAGCAAGCUGAAAACCAAAGAAAGUGUGUUAAGCACGGUGGACUCCAGCAUCCCAGAAGCUCACAGGGAAGAGGCAAUCAAUGUGUUGAGAAUUGCGAUUCUGUGUACUGCUAGGCUACCAACUCUAAGGCCUACAAUGAGAAGGGUGGUUCAAAUGCUGGAAGAUGGUGGGCCUUCCAAGUUGGUUGGCAUCAUCAUUAGCAAAGAUGGUGGUAGUAAGAAAGAGGAAAUGAAGGGCUACGAUAAAGUUUAAAUUAAUCGUUCGACGGUCAGAAAUCUGUCAGUCGUGAGAUUUACCGGAUAAAUUUGGCUUAUCUAAAUGUAAUUUUUCCGUAGAAGAAGUUAUUCCAUGUUUUAGCGGAGAACAGACUCAGCAUACUAAUAACAAUAUGGAGUUGCACGAUUACGUGGAGUUCAUACCAACGUGCAGAGGGUCUUGUGUAAUCGUGUGGCUCUGAGAAUACCGCGGUGUUUGCCCUAGAGUGUAAAAUAGUUUUUCUCCUUUCCAUGGCCGGGUGGAGACAAGGGGCAGUUUGUUUUAGUGUGAAAAAUCAACAUGGGCCAUUGUAAUGUAGUGCUGGUCACUUUUGUACCAUAUGGAAUACAAGUAAGACUACUUUUCGUGUGUUGGAA